GGAAGCAGCCCGCGGGCCACUGGCCCUCGCAGGGCGUCUGCAGGCCCCGGUGCAGCCUUUCCGCUGGCGGUCUCCUCGGCUGAAGGUGGCCGUGCGCCUUUGGGGGUGGUGUCGCGCCCGCUGUAGCCGGCGUGAGGGGGUAACGCGGCCUCAGAGGCGGCAACGGUACUGAGCGAGGCCCGCCGGGUGCUGUGAGGAUAUUCCUUGGCCUUUUGGUCCAAAAGCUGAGAAAGUUUUGUUGUUGGAAAAGGGACAGAGACACCAUCAGAGAAGAGGGAGCGAAGACCUUGGCGCUGACGGCGCCCCAGCGUCCAUCCAGGUGACGGGCUGCUGCGGGGGGACGCGCUUUGCCCCGCAGGCGAUGUGAGGAUGACCAUGGCCCAAGCUGGAGCCGUAGUCGCAGCUGCCACGGGACUCCUCACGUUCUUCCUGUACUCCUCCAUCCACAGGGUUGAGGAGGGGCACCUGGCUGUGUAUUACAGGGGUGGUGCAUUGUUAACUAGUCCAAGUGGACCAGGCUACCACAUCAUGCUCCCAUUCAUUACCACGUUCAAAUCCGUGCAGACCACGUUGCAGACUGAUGAAGUGAAAAAUGUGCCUUGUGGGACAAGUGGCGGUGUUAUGAUCUACAUUGACCGAAUAGAAGUUGUGAAUAAAUUGGCACCGUAUGCAGUGUAUGAUAUUGUGAGAAAUUACACUGCAGACUACGAUAAGACCUUGAUCUUCAAUAAAAUUCAUCAUGAGCUGAAUCAGUUCUGCAGUGCCCAUACCCUGCAGGAAGUAUACAUUGAGCUGUUCGAUCAGAUAGAUGAGAAUCUGAAGUUGGCCCUGCAGAAAGAUCUCAAUGUCAUGGCACCAGGUCUCACCAUCCAGGCUGUGCGUGUUACAAAGCCCAAAAUCCCAGAAGCUAUCCGAAGAAAUUUUGAGCUAAUGGAGGCUGAGAAGACCAAGCUGCUGAUUGCAGCCCAGAAGCAGAAGGUAGUAGAGAAGGAGGCAGAGACCGACCGGAAGAAAGCACUUAUUGAGGCAGAGAAGGCUGCUCAGGUGGCCAGGAUUCAUUAUCAACAGAAGAUCAUGGAGAAGGAAACAGAGAAGCGGAUUUCUGAGAUUGAAGAUGCUGCAUUCCUGGCAAGAGAGAAAGCAAAAGCUGAUGCAGAGUACUACACUGCUUGGAAGCUGGCUGAUUCCAACAAGCUGAAACUUACCCCUGAGUAUCUGGAACUAAUGAAAUAUCAAGCAAUAGCUGCAAACAGCAAGCUGUAUUUUGGUGACCGCAUCCCCAACAUGUUUCUGGAUUCCUGUGCCUUCCAGAAAGCCAGUGUGAGGACUGCCCAAGAAGCCAGCCUUCCUUCACAGGAGGCCUCGGAGGCCUCUGGAGAAAGCCACCUCAGAGCAAAGGAAAGCACUGGCUGACCGGGGUGGAAGGAUACCCGGUAUAGCUCGACAGCCAGCCCAGCUGCCAAUGGGGAUGUCGCCCUGUGCUGGUGGGGCGGACGCAGCGCAUGCGUGGACAUCUUGUGUAUAGGUGGCAGUUGGGUUGAUUUUCUUCUAGCAACACAUUGCAAGUGCUCUGCCUCUUCCGUUUCUUCCCCUGUUAAAUUGGUGCUUCCAAAUGAGGGAUAAUCCUGUACUAACAUACCAAUACUGGAAUAUUAAAAGACAGACACCAGGAAAGCCUUCCGCAGUAGGUACAGUUAUUGAUCAAGCAUUACUCUGGAGGUAGGAGAUGUGGCUUUGAGUGUUACGUUGCUGCACACUGGUUGUUCCCCAGUGCUCCUCACUGAGGCCAAGUGAAGAGGUUUCCUUUGUUCUGAUGAUGAAGCUUCGCUUUGUGGACUCCAAGGCAGGUUUCUACUGGCACUAUCUUAACUUUCCUCAAGGACUCCAGUGGAAUGGGCUCUCUUUGGCCAGUGGAGUCUGUGUGUUCUUGCUCAGGGUGAGGCCUGGCAAGGAAUGGUUUGGUGUGGAAUAUAUUAUUUGAAUAGGAUCUGCAUAGCCAUAAUCUUCUUUCCUGUAGACAGUGGCACUAGAUAAUGACUUGGAGCAAGCAGUCUCUAACAGCCUUCUUUAACUCCCCCUCUCCAAGCAAGAGCCGCACGCUGGCUGCCUUGGAGUGACUGUAGUACGUUUUGUCUGGGCGGCUGGGUCUUGCUGUGCAUCCUAAACAAGAUUUCAGAGUGCAUGGAGUACCUCCAAGCAGCUGGUUGGGAACAGAGCGUGGAAGUCUGCUCAGACCCCAGCCUCCUCGCAGGGAGAGGGGGACCCCUCCCUCUUUUCACCAGGGAAAGGGGGCAGAAUUUCCACUGCUCUGCCUUGCUGGCAAUGUGAAGGGGAAGAGUGAAGGGACCCUGCUGUGCAGCAGACCAGAUGUUUGAUGCCUCAGCUGCAAAGUAGGUGAGGCUUCGUUGCUCUGCAGUGCAAAAUCUGAUGCUCCAAGAAGUGGGAGCUGCUCUGUGUGUCCUUGAACAGCUGCAAUGGGGAGUCUGUUGCUGGUCCUCACCACUGGCCAGGUUUCACUGUUUUGCAGGGCUUCUGGCUCACGAGCGGUGUUGGCAGGGUGAUCUUUUCUCCUGGUGUGUGUUGUAAUAUAUCCUACCCCUCCCCAUGUGCUUCUGCAGGGUGAGAGACAUGCUGGGGGUAGAAAUCUGCUGAUCUGCUUUCCCCUUCUGCCCUCCCUGCUGCCUAUGAGGAUGUGCUUGUUUCUAGGACCUGUUUCUCGUGUUCUGUGACAAUCCCAGAAGACGAUGGCUGGGGAAACAACUGUCAAGAGCUUGAGCUGGGAUGGGGCUCACGCUCCAGCGUUGCCUGUCUCUGAACCCACCAUGUCUCCAGAGGCCCCCUCUCCCCUGCCAGCCUGGGGUUAUCUGCAUGUUCAUCCUGCUUUCCUGCCCCUUGGGUGCAGCCACGCACAGCACUGGACCCUGGGUUGGUGGUGAUGCUCUAGACGCUCGGCUGGUCAGGAGUGACAGGCCAGUUGGUGCUGGUGUUCAGAUCUUCUGUUCCCAGCACCAUCUGCAGCCUCAUGGCAUUGGGGGGAACAUGCUUAGCUUUUGCCUUGGUGAAACAUUCAACCCAAACCAAAUGAUCUGAGCCUCUGCUAAUGAUUUCCCCAAACAUGUUGUGUGGGUUUUCAGGCUUUCCAGUGCUGUUUUCUGGUCCUGUGUGACUUGACAGAGGAUGGCAGUGUCUCUCCUCAAGUAAGUUUAACUACACUGCCUUACCAUGUCUGAGCUCCUGCCCUGGCUGCUUCUCCUCCAUCUCUGGGGCAGAGCAGGGAUGCCUUACCCUGCCUCUCCUGCUCCUGCUGCUGGCCAGCUGUGGGACUUUGCAGCAGUUUCAGAUGGUCUUUCUUUAUGAAAACUCCCAAGGCUCCAGCUUCUUUAAAACCCAGCCAUGGCAAGAGCCAGUGGAGUUGCAUCUUUGAGCCUCCACCUCCUCAGUGUUGCUGGCUUGCAGCAGAAACAGCCUCUCCUUGCCCCAGCAGUAGCCACUUCGGUUGAAUUUUAAGAUAAAGGCAGGCUUUUUAGAACAGAAGCACUCCUGGAGGAGACAUAGGCUUGUCUGUGUUGUACUCACCCAGUGCUGGCGUCAAACCCUGGUGUCAGGAUGGAUUCUGUCAGCCUGGAGGUGACAGGAAGCAAGGGCAUCGGGGGAACCACUAGAAGCAAUAACCAGGCAACUCACAGCUCUCCCAGUGAUCAAAGCAAGCUCCUCAGGUGAGGAGCAGGAAGGCCCUCCAGGCCAGUGCAGGAAGGGCUGCUUCCCUUUGGAUCUGAGCCUUGCUGGCCUCCCUGUCACCAUCCAGGUGGAUGCAUGGCGUUUCCUUUAGUGGCUGUCACUUUGGCUCAGUGUCAUCCUGCCCUGGUUUGGUGUGCAUCAGCCACCUACCCACGUGGUCUGAGGGACACUGCAGGAUGCUCCUGUGGUGUGAAGUCCUGCAGCAAACAUGUGUGUGAUGCUCAGUGCCUUCUGCAGCAGCCUACUCCAUCCCUCUGCUUCCCCAGCCACAGCUUCAGAAGCCUGAGUAGGUGUGCAAGAGGAGGGAAUUGCUAUGGCUUUAACUCCCCAGUCUGGGCUUUGCUUCUCUCUGGGCUGGGAGGGAACAAGGGUGCAACCAGGAGCGUGGACUGGAACUGUUUUUUCUGUCCAUUUGAAAGGCCCAUGUGAUCCUGUGACUAAAGGGGUUUGCCACUGGAUCCACACCUUCUUUAAGGAGACACGAUACACAUGUUCAAGUUUACAUGCACAGUGUUAAGUUCUUUUGAUAAAGCAGAAUAAAAUUAUUUUGUUACCA
Messenger RNA from Athene cunicularia (burrowing owl), 4294 nucleotides. RefSeq names its product ER lipid raft associated 1 (gene ERLIN1). Gene Ontology annotation, molecular function: ubiquitin protein ligase binding; cholesterol binding. The coding region runs from base 370 to 1413 and encodes 347 amino acids. The transcript is spliced from 11 exons. Gene Ontology annotation, biological process: SREBP signaling pathway. Lineage: Eukaryota; Metazoa; Chordata; Aves; Strigiformes; Strigidae. The record is from RefSeq and is a predicted model, not a curated record. Gene Ontology annotation, cellular component: endoplasmic reticulum membrane; endoplasmic reticulum.